GCCGGGCCGGAAGCGGUCAGAGCGCGCGGCGCCUGAGAGGGGCUGCGAUGGCGGCAGCCGAGCGCCGGCUGCGCGCCCCGGCGGGGCCUCGCCUUCCUGCUGCCUCUUGUGCGAGGCAGGGACGAGAUAAAGCACUGGCGUCCGCUCGUCGUGCGGCCUGAAGAGCAGUAAAGUAUGGUCUGGAGCCUUAGGAGCUGUACUUAUGGUGCUCGUGAAGGUGUCUGUGUGGGCCUCUUUCCUCAUGGCCAGGUCCCCGUUUCCUGGCGGACCGAUUGUUGUUGAAACUGAAGGACAGCGUACAGAAGCUAGGAGGUUUUGGUGACCUCUAGCUUUGGCCCUGCGAGCUUGUCGUGGGCGGCUUCGUUCUCGAAGUGUUCCGUCUUGAACGGCUAGUUCUUUGCAGCGAAACGGCAUCCUUAGCCUUGGUGAGGUAACAUCAGCAAUGUCUGCUAGCAGUAGACCCAUCCCUUCCACCUUACCAAAACCCUUGGAAAUCAAGGAGGCAAGCUCAAAGGACAGGCCAAGAGGCCGUCGUCCCAAGAGACCUCAAGGACACAGAAAGCAACUACCCUCUAAAGCUAAACUUUCUUCACAAAGUAUUCAGCAGUCUGUCCGUGAGAGAUGGGCUUUGAGUCAGCUACUGCAGAGAAACUCUGCUGUGUGAAACAGAUUCAUUGGAGGAAGCUUGGCAGAUACCAGGGUGAAAGCUGACUUGGUUGCCUUCACAACAGCAGUGUAUGGCCUCACAAGUCUUGGUUUAUCCACCAUAUGUUUAUCAAACCCAGUCAAGUGCCUUUUGUAGUGUGAAGAAACUCAAACUAGAACCAAGCAGUUGCGUGUACCACGAAAGAAACUACCCGCAAAUCUAUGUGAAUGGUAAAAACUUUGGAAUUUCUCCCCACAGGGUUAGUACCUACUUUCAGACUAAAAACCCCUUCGACAGACCUCGAGGACAGAACUUUUUGUUGCAGUCAAAUGCUGUUGCUUUAAAAAAUAUUGCAGGUGCUACGAAAGCAUUAGCGGCGCGGGCGCAGCAAGCUCAGUUAGAGGCACCUCAGACUGGGGUGCAAGGAAGCCGAUCAGAUACUGUGGAAGGACCCCAGCGAUGUGGAUUGAAGCGUAAGAGCGAAGAGCUGGAUAAUCAGAACGGCACAAUGCAGAUUGUUGAUGACCUAUCCAUCCUGCCUGCAAUGUUACAGACCAACGUUGGGAACCCGAUGACGGUCGUGACAACAGCUGCAGCUUCGAAACAGAGUGGUACAAACGGAGAUGGAGAUUACCAGUUAGUACAGCAUGAGGUAUUGUGCUCUGUGAAAAACACUUAUGAGGUUCUUGAUUUCCUUGGGAGAGGGACCUUUGGACAAGUAGUGAAGUGCUGGAAAAGGGGGACAAAUGAGAUUGUGGCAAUCAAAAUCUUGAAGAAUCAUCCUUCGUAUGCACGCCAAGGACAAAUAGAAGUGAGCAUAUUAGCGAGACUGAGUACUGAAAAUGCUGAUGAGUUUAACUUUGUGCGAGCCUACGAAUGCUUUCAGCAUCGUAACCACACUUGCCUGGUUUUUGAGAUGUUGGAACAGAAUUUGUAUGACUUCCUGAAACAAAACAAAUUCAGCCCUCUGCAACUGAAAGUAAUACGGCCUAUUCUGCAACAGGUGGCCACUGCACUGAAAAAACUAAAAAGUCUGGGUUUAAUCCAUGCUGACCUCAAACCAGAGAACAUUAUGUUGGUGGAUCCCGUUCGGCAGCCUUACCGGGUUAAAGUAAUAGAUUUUGGGUCUGCCAGCCAUGUAUCAAAGACUAUUUGUUCAACCUAUUUACAAUCUCGGUAUUACAGAGCACCAGAGAUCAUACUGGGAUUGCCAUUUUGUGAAGCCAUAGACAUGUGGUCGUUAGGGUGUGUGAUUGCAGAGCUGUUUCUUGGAUGGCCACUGUACCCAGGAGCACUGGAAUAUGACCAGAUUCGUUACAUUUCACAGACUCAAGGGUUGCCAGGAGAGCAGUUGUUGAGCAUGGGAACGAAAACUGCAAGAUUUUUCUGUAGAGAAACGGAUUCACCAUAUUCUAGUUGGAGAUUAAAGACAUUGGAAGAGCAUGAGGCGGAGACAGGUAUGAAGUCUAAAGAGGCCAGAAAGUAUAUUUUCAACAGUUUGGAUGAUAUAGUGCAUGUGAACAUGGUGAUGGAUCUGGAAGGAAGUGACCUGUUGGCAGAGAAAGCAGAUAGGAGGGAGUUUGUCAGUCUGUUGAAGAAAAUGUUGCUUAUUGAUGCUGAUUUAAGAAUCACUCCAGCUGAGACCCUUAACCAUUCUUUUGUUACCAUGAAGCACCUCCUCGAUUUUUCUCAUAGCAACCAAGUGAAGUCCUGUUUUCAUAUCAUGGAUAUUUGCAAAUGCAGAUCAAAUUCUUAUGACUUAGCUAACUGCAAUAAAACAUCACUUAUGAGACCUGUUGCCUCAGGCAGUGCAGCUAAUUUGACUGCGAGCUUUACCAAAAUUGGUCCAGUAAGAAGUCAGGCAUUAACUGCAUCUGCCCAUUCCGUUUUGCACCAAGGGAUUCCACUGCAGGCAGGAAAUGCUCAGUUUGGUUGCAGUGAUGUUUUCCAACAGGCAUUGAUUAUAUGUCCUCCAGCUAUUCAAGGAAUUCCUACAAACCAUGCUAAGCCCACCAGCUUCUCCCUGAGAGUGGACAACGCAGUUCCUUUGGUGACCCAAGCCCAUGCAAUUCAGCCCCUACAGAUUCAAGCAGGACUCCUAUCUCAGACGUGGUCGAAUCACACCCAGCAAAUACUGGUUCCUGCAUGGCAGCAAGUAGCACCAGUGUCAGCUCCUGCUACAUCUCUGGCCUCUGAUGCUGUGGCUGGCCCACAGAGGUUUGGAGACUGGGGGAAGAUGAUUACCCAGGGCACCCAUUACAAUUCACUGAUACCACAGCCUCUUUUAACACAUCAGAUAACCUUGUCUGCCCCUCAGCCAAUUAGUGUGGGCAUUGCACAUGUUGUCUGGCCUCAGCCUGCAGCUACCAAGAGGAACAAACUGUGUCAGAACAGGAGCAAUGUGUUACAAAAUACCAAUAUCCAAAAUUCAGCCUUUAUAGCUCCAAAGAUACUUAACCUCAAGGCUGUAAAGAGAAUAAGUUGUAUAGAAGCACAGGACAAUCAUAACUCAGAAGGACAGGAGAGUAACUGUUGCGAAGCAUCGGUCAGGCUGGACCCUGAUUCAUCUCUUCCAAGCAAACAGCGCCAGGCUAUCUUCAUCGCCGGUUCCCCUAGCCCAGCAGUCAGCGUGAUCACCAUCAGCAGUGACACGGAUGAAGAUGAUGUAGGGCAAGCACAUUCACUCAGAGAGUGUAAAGGUAGCCUUGACUGUGAAGCCUGCCAGAACACCUUGAACAUUGACCGCGUCUGUUCUCUCAGCAGUCCUGAUAGCACUCUCAGUACCAGCUCCUCGGAACAGUCUAGUCCAUCUCCUUGCAAGAGAUCCAACAGUAUGUCAGAUGAUGACCAGGAGAGUGGAUGUGAUACAGUGGACGGGUCUCCAACUUCAGACUCUUCAGGACACGACAGCCCAUUUGCAGAAAAUGGCUUUGUAGCUAAUACCAAUAACAAUAAGGAAGCCAGAGAAUCAGCUAAUCCUGAAACCAAAUCAGCUGUUUGCACAGUGGUGGUACCACCAAUGAGACUUGAGAACAGGCUACAUCUUAAUGAACAGAUGGUGAAUACAGAUGCUAUGAGCCAGCCACUGAAAAAGGGUCGGUCUGUCCUGGGAAGGAUAAACCAAUCUUCUGUUGCAGGAAACCGUCAGCAGAAACUGACAUCAGCAUUCCAUCAGCAGCAUAUAAACUUCAGUCAGGUUCAGCACUUUGGAUCUGGGCCGCAGGAGUGGAACGGAAACUAUGCUCCUCGGAGGCAGCAGGCUUACAUCCCAGCCAGCGUGGCUGGUCACGCUUUCUCCCUCCCCCAGGGAAGUCCAAGCCACACUACGGUGCACGCCCAUCUCUCUGGCAGCACCCACCUGGGAGGACAGCCUGCUAUUCUUCCGUACCCGACGUCAGCACCCCUUAGUACUGCUGCCCCUGUUGCCCACCUCCUUGCCUCACCGUGUACCUCAAGACCCCUGCUGCAGCAUCCGACGUACAGUAUAUCUCAUCCCAGUGGCAUAGUGCACCAAGUUCCAGUUGGCAUAAACCCCCGUCUCUUACCUUCCCCAACCAUUCAUCAGACUCAGUACAAACCCAUUUUCCCACCUCAUUCGUACAUCGCAGCGUCGCCUGCUUACACAGGAUUUCCCCUGAGUCCCACAAAACUCAGCCAGUAUCCAUUUAUGUGAGAACUCAAACCCAGUGUGUUGAGGAAGCUCAAUGAUGCAGAAUUUGAUUUAAGAAGAAACAUGGUAUUUAUUAAACCUUAGCCAUGGCACAACAGGAAAAUUAUUUUUUUGAAUCACGUAGACUUGGGUGCAAUUUAAACAACUCUGAGCUUUAAGAAAAAAAAAAACAACUCACUUUUAAUGUGUUUUGCACAUUUGGUAUAACUUGUCUUUGGUCACGUUAUCUUCUUAUAUUGUAACUUUAGACAGGUGACUUAUGGGAGCAGAAAUCUGGUUUUGCUCCUGCUAUUUUUUAUAGAAUUGCCUUCUAACUAGUGCAAGACACGUCUGCAUUUUGGGAAGCCAUUCAGUGUACAGAACUAGAGCAACAGAUGCACACGCGUCAGCAGUACGGUGUAGGAGUAACUCGUUCGUGUUGCGUAUCUCGGUGUUUAAAUGUUGAGUCACUUAAUCUAAGAGUUGAGCUGUUGUUCUUCACAUUUGCAUGUGUCUUUUGCAUGGGCAAAAAGAAAACCCCAACGAAACAAAAAAAAAAAAAAAGGAAAAAGGAAAAAAAAGCCUAAACACUGCUCUUAAAUGUUGUCAUCCUAAAUAAUCUCAGCUGCAUUGUAAACUGUUCCCACACAUAGUGCCUUAAAUAUUUGAGGUUGUUAAUGUUAUUACUUAUCUAUAAAUGUUGAGGACUGCAGCACUUAAAAAUUCAGAUCUGCUGAUUUUUUUUUUUUCCUUUGAUAGCUUAAUGCUCAUUUUGGGGUUUGUGUGGUAUGAUUUUAGUAUUGGGUGUGUUUUCCUUAUGGAAGGCAGCAUGGAUUUUGCUGUAGCCCAGUUUUGCUGUCUUCCCCCUCCCUCCCCAGAAUGACCUAGCUUCAAGGCAAGAUUUUUAGUAGCGUUGAAGAAAAGUUGAUGCAGUAGCUAUUGAGUAUUUCAUACUGGCAAAUGGAACUGCAAUCCCACCUAAGUAGUUUAUUUUUCCAAGUGUUUGUCUAAUUGGACAUAAUAAAAUGUUUAGGGGUGCGGUAGGCACGACUGACUAGCUAAUGAAAGAAAAACCCAAGUGCUCGUUGAUCCAUGCUGUGGUUUCAUCUUAGCUUGAGCAAACCGUGCAGUAUUUAAUAACUAGUAGUGGGAUAUUUACUAUUGAAGCUUGAAAAGAUGUGAGUUCUUUGUGUGCAAUCUUUCAUUUAUGCAUGGGAGAGAUUUUAGUCCUUUUACAUGCUAGUAUUUGUUUUAGCCUGUUGCGGGUGUUUGCUUAUUUAAUACAUUCCGUCAGGGACGUCGAUGACAUGCUUGUUGCAUUCUUAUGGUUAUCAUUAUGAUUUUCCUUUCCUUAGGGAGUGUGUCUCUUUGGUUUUUGUUUUGUUCAGAUGAAGUUGCUUUUGCAGCACCAAAGACUAAAUCAUCCAUUUCCUAUAAAAGGUAGCUACUUCUUCAUAGACCUCAAGUAUGCUGUAGUGUAGAGAUGGGAUUUACAGAAGGUAUUAAGCUGAGGCUGUGUUUUAGCUUAUGGGCAAGUAAUAAAUUGUAUCAUUUAUCUUGAAUGUAUCAUAGAUAAGCUGCUAUAUAAUGAUUGCCACUUCAGAUAGCUGUGAAAUUAGGUGAUUAACUAGUUCUUUCUUAGCCUUCUAAUUUCUGUACAAAUCUAAUUAUGUGAAAUAGAAGCUGGGUUUUGGGUUUGUUUGAUUUUUUGGGGUUGUUUUGGUUGUUUGGGUUUUUUUUUGGUUGCCUUUUGGUUUUUUGGUUGUUUUAGUUUUCGUUUUGUUUUCAUGUUUGAAGUGUCGUAACUACUAUACUGUAAAUGAUGGAAGAUGAUUGCAUAUGGGUUUUUUGGGGUGUGUUAUUUGCAUCAGUAUUUUAUCUCCAUUAACUUUGAGCUCAUCACUGCAUAUAAGUGGAUGUAUUGAUGUAACUUUUUGUUUUUAAUGUUUUCAUAUUGGCAUUGUGUAGACACUUAAGCUGCAUCUUGCAGGCUUGACUUAACUUCUUUUUUUUUUUUUUAAACAAAAUCUGGAAUACAAUCCUUGCAAUGUUGACUGGAAUAAGAGUGCAAAGCAUUUGAGUUUAACUCUUAUCAAUAAGCUAAGAACUGGUAAUCUUUUUCUUUACUCCACUAACACAAGCAGUGUUUUAUUUAAUGAAUGUCUGAACGAAAUAAAUGUGCCUACAUUUGAUUUACUUUUUAAGUAAUAACUCAAAUACAGCAGUAUUAGAUCAUAAAAAAAAAAAAAGAAGAAUAAAAAUACCAGCAGUACAUUUUUAAUCACACUGAAAAUUAAGAAACCUAACUUUUCCCAAGCGUUUCAGUGUUUUUAGUAAUCAACUCUAUGCAUUUUGUACGAGUGUGUGUAUAUAAAGUAUGCAUUAGGAACUAGGACUGUCCUGAUGAAUUUGAGAUCAACACAUAUAUACAAAGCCUAAAUAGAGGGAGUCAAGAAAAUGCUCUAAUUGGAUAUCCACCUUAUCACUUCAAACUCGUGCUAUAUGGUCCAGCAGAUAGUUUUCUGUUCACUCCCCUGUGUUGGGAAGUGAUGUGGUUUUUUUGUUGGUGCUCACUCCAUUGCUGGCAAUGGACACACCAAGCAUCACCAGUGCAAAUGGGGUAAAUAAAUUUUGUAUUGUGCUAACAAAAAAAAAAAUACUGCAUUUUUUUUUCUGGGGCCGUGGGGAUUUUCAUUGGUCUGAUGUAUUUACUGUACUUUCUUUUUACUGUGCUUAAGGUUUUAAGCUAACGUGCUUGUUAAAUUGACACAAUUCUCUGCAUAUCACGACAAGAUCAGGAAAAAGUUGCUGUAAAUGUGCCCCAAGUUAGAAUCUGCUGCUCUUUAUUGUCAUUGUAGAAAUGUCUGCAUUUCAAAGAAUGAAACAUUUGGGAUCCUGCCACAGCUUAAAUUCAGUAUAGGGCUGGGUGCUAGGUUGGACUGGAUGAUCUUGGAGGUCUUUUCCAACCUGGUUGAUUCUAUGAUUCUAAUAUGCUGGGUAAUGUUGCCCCCAUCCUGCAAUACCCUUGAAGAGAAGGGACUCUGAGCACUGCAAGUGUCCAGGGCCCAUCUGCAGGAAAGAAAGCAAAAAGAAAAUAACAAAGCUCUCAGAGUGAGAGACUUUUCUGUGUGAGAAAAGUCAUCCUCUGAGGGAGCAGUUACACACCUUGCCAUUUUAAUGCCUUUUUUAAAUAAAACACUGCAUGACUAUGGAACUGCAUAUCUGCAUAUUACUUUAAUUUGCGAGAUUUUUAUAUUGAAUUUCUUGUGCUCAGUUUUUAACUUCAGGGUGUUUUAUUGGUCAAAUAUGCUACUGUAUUAACUUUUUUUCUUGUUGCUGGUUUUAAUUUUUUUUCCCCUCCUUGUUUUUACUGCUAGUUAACUUGCUUUGUGUUAAGUAAAAGUUAAAUCGCACUGCAAGCUGUAGGAAGACUUGUUCUAGAGAUACCCAGUGAUACAGACUUGAUCAAUGAGUUUGAACUGUUACUGUUUAACAAUUUGUAGACUUGUGGCUUUUGUUUUGUUUUUGGUUUUGGGUUUUCCUGUUUUUAUUUUCCUUGCUUUGGAUUUCUCUGCUACACUAGUUGGCCAUGUAGCAAUUGCACUGUGCAAUAUUACAAUAUUGAGGACUGGGAAAAUUUUUUUAUGGAUGUAAUGUCUCUUACAGUUUGCGAUAGUAUUUCUUUCUAGUUCUCAGUGAUUUAAAUGUGACCAAGCCUUCUGUACUUUGUCACAAAAAGCGGGUUUUCCAGGUGACUAUUUUGGUGAGUGUCAAAAUAAGAAUUUAUGGUGUAUUACUGUCGAGAUUCACUUUGAAUUAAAAUAUAUAUUGCAGCAGA
Messenger RNA from Pogoniulus pusillus (Red-fronted tinkerbird), 8133 nucleotides. It is a transcript of the gene HIPK3, whose product is annotated as homeodomain interacting protein kinase 3. Gene Ontology annotation, molecular function: protein tyrosine kinase activity; protein serine/threonine kinase activity; ATP binding. Gene Ontology annotation, cellular component: PML body; nucleus; cytoplasm. The transcript is spliced from 16 exons. Bases 738 to 4319 code for a protein of 1193 amino acids. The record is from RefSeq and is a predicted model, not a curated record. Lineage: Eukaryota; Metazoa; Chordata; Aves; Piciformes; Lybiidae. Gene Ontology annotation, biological process: peptidyl-serine phosphorylation; peptidyl-threonine phosphorylation.